Hyaena hyaena (striped hyena) is the source of this 2742-nucleotide messenger RNA. RefSeq names its product dematin actin binding protein (gene DMTN). The transcript has 16 exons. The record is from RefSeq and is a predicted model, not a curated record. Lineage: Eukaryota; Metazoa; Chordata; Mammalia; Carnivora; Hyaenidae. Gene Ontology annotation, molecular function: actin filament binding. Gene Ontology annotation, cellular component: actin cytoskeleton; plasma membrane. The coding region runs from base 409 to 1626 and encodes 405 amino acids. Gene Ontology annotation, biological process: lamellipodium assembly; actin filament bundle assembly; cytoskeleton organization.
GUCCCCUCCUGUGCCAGCUCCCCCACCCACCCACCUACCCCAAGCCGGCUUUUUUCUUGCUAUUUGUGCUCUGGGAAAACACGGCUGGGUUCCUGGAAGAGACGCCUAUUACCUUGGCUCUUGAGAAAAAGCGACAGCGCUGGGAUCUGGGCCUGGGCCUCUGCCUGCCCAGCCCAGUCUUGGAGCCUCAGAGCAUCUGGGCAACACUGUCUGGGAAGAGGCCCGGCACUCGGUCACCAGCCGGGAGAGUCACUGAGGGAUGAGGACGCCACAGCCCGGUGGAACGCACUUUCUGCUCUCGUGGCCCCGAGCGCGCAGCGCCCAGGAGCCAGGCAGAGCCUGACGCCCUGUCGUCUCCCCUCGCGCACGGGGCUCUGCAGGUGACCCGACCGGCCAGCUUCCUGCUGCAUGGAACGGCUGCAGAAGCAACCACUUACCUCCCCUGGGAGCGUCAGCUCCUCUCGAGGCUCCAGUGUUCCCGGCUCUCCCUCCAGCAUCGUGGCCAAGAUGGACAAUCAGGUGCUGGGCUACAAAGACUUGGCUGCCAUCCCCAAGGACAAGGCCAUCCUGGACAUCGAGCGGCCUGACCUCAUGAUCUACGAGCCCCACUUUACCUAUUCUCUCCUGGAACAUGUGGAGCUUCCCAGAAGCCGGGAGCGCUCACUGUCACCCAAAUCCACAUCCCCCCCACCAUCCCCAGAGGUGUGGGCAGAGAGCAGGUCCCCUGGAACCAUCUCUCAGGCUUCGGCCCCAAGAACCACUGGGACCCCGCGGACCAGCCUACCCCAUUUCCACCAUCCUGAGACAACCCGCCCAGAUUCCAACAUCUACAAGAAGCCACCUAUCUACAAGCAGAGAGAGUCCAUGGGAGGGAGCCCUCAAAGCAAGCACCUCAUCGAGGACCUCAUCAUCGAGUCUUCCAAGUUCCCUGCAGCCCAGCCGCCUGACCCCAACCAGCCAGCCAAGAUUGAAACCGACUAUUGGCCGUGCCCCCCGUCGCUGGCCGUCGUGGAGACAGAAUGGAGGAAGCGGAAGGCAUCCAGGAGGGGCGCAGAGGAAGAGGAAGAGGAGGAAGAUGACGACUCUGGGGAAGAGAUGAAGGCUCUCAGGGAGCGUCAGAGAGAGGAACUCAGUAAGGUUACCUCCAACUUGGGAAAGAUGAUCUUGAAAGAAGAGAUGGAAAAGUCAUUGCCUAUCCGGAGGAAAACUCGCUCUCUGCCUGACCGGACACCCUUUCAUACCUCCCUGCAUGCAGGAACAUCAAAGUCAUCUUCUCUCCCCUCCUACGGCAGGACCACUCUGAGCCGGCUACAGUCCACAGACUUCAGCCCCUCUGGGAGUGAGACUGGAAGCCCAGGCCUGCAGAACGGAGAGGGCCAGAGGGGGAGGAUGGACCGGGGGAACUCCCUGCCCUGUGUGCUGGAGCAGAAGAUCUAUCCCUAUGAAAUGCUGGUGGUGACCAAUAAGGGAAGAACCAAACUGCCUCCAGGUGUGGAUCGGAUGAGGCUUGAGAGGCAUCUGUCUGCUGAGGACUUCUCAAGAGUAUUUUCCAUGUCUCCUGAAGAGUUUAGCAAGCUGGCCCUGUGGAAGAGGAAUGAACUCAAGAAAAAGGCCUCUCUCUUCUGACCACCCCUCCCACUCCAUAACUGACCCUCUCUCCUGCUGCGUCAGGGCUCUGGAGCUGGGGUCGUAGACCCCAAAGCAUCACCCCUUAGGGGAGCAGGGAGGUGGGGCGGAGGUAGCGUUGGCUCCAUUCCCCAGGUGAGGAGGAACCAGGACCUCUGCAGUGCUGGGGUUGUGGGACAUGAACUUGCUUCCCCAUAAUGAGCUAGGGGGGCCUCCUCCCCUCAUCCUUGGUCCUCACUGCACAGGGCAAACCCAGUCUGGACUCCAGCACACACAGAGUUAAUGUUUGCACCCUCUCCCCACACUACCCCCAUAUGAAGGUCCCCACAAGAGAGUGAGGAGAAACGAGGCAGCGCUUAGUGGUCAGGCCUGUUGGCUGUCUUGACCAAUGGGUGGGUCGAACCCUUGGGCCUGCUAGGAGGAAGGUGAGGGUGGGAAGCAGCCAGGCAGGCAGGGAGAGCCCCAGGACCUUGUGUGCACCCAAGCACGCCUCCUCGCCUCACCUUGGACAGCUUCCCCUGCUUCUGGGCCUCUGGCUUCUCUGACUCUUAGCAGGAGCAGGCUCGAGCUCGGCCUCCAGCAAGGAGGCCACCCUGCCCUCCAGCUCACCUUGUCCUCUCCCUGUGACCCCUAAGCUUCAAAGCCUCUUGCUCCAGCCCUGUGGCUUCCCCAGAAGCCUUGGCUUAGAGUGGAGAUGUUGCAGAACCUCAGCCCGCCAUCAGCCUGCAGGCAAAGUCAGCUAGACUUUUAGCACCCAGGUCCCGGGCAGCACCCAGGCCUUCAGGCUCCUCGGGAUGGGAUUGAGAGGCCAGGCUGAAUGUCCUGGCUACCAUGUCCCGUCCAUCCCCGUGCAUCCCCACCACGCUGUCUAAAGAAUGUAAUUUAUUGGGGCACCCCCCAGCUGCUUUCUCUCCUAACUCUCUGCCCGACUUUAAUCACACUCCCAGCUUUUCUUCUCUACAGAAACAUAUGUGUACAUAAUUAUAUAUAUAUUUUUGCCUGGGUCUGGGUUUUGUUCCUGCCCAGGCUCUGGCAUCCCUUUCCACUGUGUGUGUGUGAUAAUGCUGUGGGAGGGGGACUCUGCUUGGAAUUAAAAGGUUGCAUUGGGCCCCCAAA